AUGGGAAAUAAGCUCACGUGCGGAGAAAUAAGGAACGACGGCGUGAGAGGAUUAAAAAAUGCAUAUAAUUUCGAAUUGAAUAAGUCUAAUAUUUGUGUAGAAAAUAGUACAACGUGUGACAAUAGUUAUGAUGAAGAGAAUUAUUUUUAUCGUUACGAAAAUGUAAGCUAUGUAGAAGAAGGAGAAGAAAGAAAAAGAGAAUAUAGUGAAGAUGAAAUAAAAGAAGAAGUUGAAAUUGUUGUUGAUAAUAAUAAUAAUAAUAAUAAUAAUAAUAAAAAUAUGUAUAAUUACCAUAAUGAGAUUAAGGAUAAAAAUAAAUUAGUGAAAAAAAGAGAGAAUCAAUAUAUAGAUAAAAAGUAUAUGAUAAAUGUUAAAAGAAUAUUAAUGUAUAUUAAAGAAUAUGAAGAGGAUUUUUUAUGCUUCUUCAAAAAAAAUAAUGCAACAAGUAUCAUAUAUUUAAAAUACAUUGUAUUAAACUAUAAGACAUAUAUUAUGAUAAUCGAGAAGGGUGUUAUAUAUAUAGGAGAAGUAAAUGAAAAAAAUGAGAAAAACGGUUUAGGUAUAAUAAUAACACCAGAUCAAUGUAUCUACAUAGGUGAAUUUGAAGAAGAUAAAAUAACAGGCUUUGGAUUGUAUAUACAUUAUUCUAAAAGUAAAUAUAUAGGUUAUUGGAGAAGAGGGAAAGCAAAUAGAUAUGGUAUAUUUAUACAUCCUGAUGGAACAUUUUAUAAAGGUUUUUGGUUAAAUGAUAAACAAAAUAAGAACGGUAUUGAAUAUGUAUAUAAUAAUUAUGUAUAUAUAGGUAAUUAUUGUAAAGGGGAAAAAAAUGAGUUUGGUAUUUUUGUAUGGAAUAAUGAAUGUAUGUAUAUGGGCAAUAUAAAAAAUAAUUAUUUUUUUAAUAGAGGUAUUUAUUUUUUUAAUAAAUAUAAAAUCUAUAUAGGUAAAUGGAAAUCAAAUUGUGUAGAUGGUAAAUGUGAAAUAAUUUGGAAAGAUAAUAGACAAUUUUUUGGAUAUCAUUUGAAUAAUUUAAAACAAGGAUUAGGUAUAUAUAAAUGGGAUGAUGGAAGAAUUUAUUUUGGUAACUGGUUAAACAAUAAACAACAUGGUUCUGGUAUCUUUAUUAUAAUUAAAAACUUUAAAGAAUAUGAACAUUAUAUACAAUAUCCUAUUUUUCUUUUAUUUAAAAAUACAGAAAAAAUCAAAAAAAAUUUUCUUCUUAAUCUUUCAAAAGAAAAUAUAUUUCAUAAAGGAAAUAUUGGUAAAUAUUUUCAUAACCUUCUAAAUAAUUAUGAUAAUUAUAAUUUUUAUAAUUUCUUGUUUAAUUUGUUGUAUAUUAAUUUUUAUGAUUUAUGUUCUACGUUCUUUGAUUAUAUAAAGAAAAAAAACAUAAUUCAUUUUAAGACUAAUCACAAUUUUUAUAAUAUAAUUAAAGAUCAUAUAUGUCUAAUAGCAGAUCAUUAUUUCAAUAAUAAAGUUAGUAAUAACAAAAUCGCACAAGCGGAUUCUUCUUUUUCUUUUCUUCUCACAGAUACACAUGAUAGAGAAAAGAAUAGAGAUCAAAAGUAUAUUAUGAAUCAUAAUAAUUAUAAUAAUCAUAAUAAUUAUAAUAAUCAUAAUAAUUAUAAUAAUCAUAAUAAUCAUAAUAAUCAUAAUAAUUAUAAUAAUCAUAAUAAUUAUAAUAAUCAUAAUAAUCAUAUGGAUGAUUAUCAAAAAUAUCCCUCUCCGAAUAAUAUAAACAUGAAAAACAACGAAAAUGAAAUGUUGAUUCAUAAUACUAAUAAUCAAAAGUAUAAUACAUUGUAUAAUCAAACGACAGGUUGUGAUAAUGAAAAAAUAAUCGUUGAUAAACAAAAAUAUGAAAAUAAUAAAAUUUUAAAAGGCUAUGAAAAUGACCAAGGUCCAGAGCAUCACAAAAUAAGUAGCCCUACUACUCAUCAGAAAAUAAAUAGGACGUCUAAUGUAUUACCAUUCCAAGAUAUACAACGUUUAAUACUUUAUAUAAAUUCAAUAAAUUUAAAUGAUAUGAGUGAAAAGGACAUAAAUAAGCAUAAUCCCAUAUUUUCCUAUGCUUCUAAAAAUAUUCUUUUGAAAUAUGGUAAAUGGAAAAAUGGGAAGCUCAAAAAAUGGCUCUAUGCUAGUGAUGACAGUAUAAGUGUUGUUAAUAGGGAUACCAUAAAUAAUGAUAUAAAUGUUUUAUCGUACAACGGAAAAAGUAAAGGCGGCAGAAUUAAACAUUUUUUUAAGAAUAAGACUGGAGGUGAUAGUAACAACAAUAUGGAAAUAAACCAUAAAGUUAACAGUAAUAAUAAUAGUAAUAUUAGUAGCAAUAUUAGUAGCAAUAUUAGUAGCAAUAUUAGUAGCAAUAUUAGUAGUAAUAUUAGUAGUAAUAUUAGUAGUAAUAUUAGUAGGAAUAUUAGUAGGAAGCAUAACAGUUACUCUUUCUCAUCCCCUUCGUCAUCUUCCACAAAGAGCCUAUACAAAACAAUGAAAAAAAAAAAAAAAAAAAAAAAAUGCAUUAAUGAAAAAAUAUAUGACCCAGCACAUGGAAUUCAAAAGGACAUCAAAAGUAAAGGGCUAAUUCCACAGAAUGAUAAUAAUAAAUAUAUUUAUCAUAAAAAGGAAAAAAAAAAAGAUAUAUCAUAUGAUAAUGAUCACUAUUGUUAUCAUAGUGAUGAAGAUGAUAAUAUAUAUUUGCAUGAUGAAGAAAAAAAAAAUAUUCAUGUACCUCAUGAUAUAAAAAAUAUAGAAAAUGACAAUAUGGAAAAAUAUAUAAAACCUCAAGGAAUAAAUCAUAAAUUCAGUAAUGAUUAUAAUUUCAAACAACACCAUUUAUCCUUUAUCCAUAAUAUAAAAGAAUACAAUGAUAUACAACUACAUGAAAACCGAAAUAUAAAAAAAUAUAAAAAAAAAAAUGAGAAAAAAAAAAAAAAUAAAUUAAACAAUAAGUUGAUGUAUUAUAAAUAUUCAUAUAUUACAACUAGUACGAGUGAUCAUCGUAUUUCAAACAAAUCACCUAAUUCGAUAUCUUCUUUGAAUGUCAGUGUGAAUAGUAGUAUACAAUCCUUAGAAGAUAAAAGAAAAGAUAAAACGCACAACAGUACUAGGAAUUAUCUAAACGAUAAACGUGUUGUCACAGAUAUUUCUUAUAAGCAUAUACAAAAAGAAAAUAAAGAACAGACUGAAAUAACGUAUGUUAAUAAUAUCAUGAAAGAAAAUGAAAAACACCAAAAUGAUGAUGAAGAUAUAAAAAAUGUAGAAAAAAUAAACAGAGUGAACAAUAUAAAUACGAAAGAAAAUAUAAACCAAAUUAAUAAGAACGAAAAAAUGAAUUCUUUUGAAAAAACUGGUGAUAACAAUAUGACAUAUGUUAACUUGGAUGAUAUGAAAAAAAAAAACAAACAAAAUGGGAUAAUAAAAAAAAAAGGAAUUAUAAGACAAAAUAAAAUGAAUAGAAAGGAAACAAUCUCAAAUGAAAGUCUUAUGAAUCAAAUGGACACAGAUAAAAGAAAUUUAACAAAUACAAGAAAUACAAAAAAUUCUACCUUGCCAUAUAAAUACAAAAAUUAUGAUUUACCAAAAAAGGGUUUCUCAUUAAUCUGGAGUCUUAAAAAAAGUAGGAGAAAUUCACCUUUAUCUACAAAAGAAAAAAUUAUGUAUCAAAAUAAUGAUCAAAGUUGUGACGAUCAUUAUGAUAAAAAAUAUGUUCAAAAUAAUGAAAUAACAGAUAAUCAACAAAAAAAAAAAACCUUUUUUAGAAACUUUCUAAGUGUUAACAAAAAAAAAAAAAAAAAAAACACGCACUAA
Messenger RNA from Plasmodium reichenowi, 3804 nucleotides. RefSeq names its product phosphatidylinositol-4-phosphate 5-kinase, putative. The transcript has a single exon. Lineage: Eukaryota; Apicomplexa; Aconoidasida; Haemosporida; Plasmodiidae. The record is from RefSeq and is a predicted model, not a curated record. The coding region runs from base 1 to 3804 and encodes 1267 amino acids.